Lates calcarifer (barramundi perch) is the source of this 904-nucleotide messenger RNA. It is a transcript of the gene psmb3, whose product is annotated as proteasome 20S subunit beta 3. Gene Ontology annotation, biological process: proteasome-mediated ubiquitin-dependent protein catabolic process. Bases 163 to 780 code for a protein of 205 amino acids. Gene Ontology annotation, cellular component: proteasome core complex; proteasome core complex, beta-subunit complex. The record is from RefSeq and is a predicted model, not a curated record. NCBI's taxonomy places the organism in Eukaryota, Metazoa, Chordata, Actinopteri, Centropomidae. The transcript is spliced from 6 exons.
CCAAUCAUCUUUGCGCAAACGGUGACGUAAAAAACCAAGUUAGUCUGUUUUCUGUGUUUCUAAAUCGUGUAGUCACUGUGGAAAGCUAACAUCCCCACAGAAUAGCUCAGAAGAAGUGGAGUUUGCAAGUCCUAGCCGUGAAAAACACACCAUACCUUCACAAUGUCUAUUAUGUCCUACAAUGGAGGGGCCGUCAUGGCGAUGCGGGGGAAGAACUGUGUAGCGAUAGCAGCAGACCGGAGGUUUGGCAUUCAGGCUCAGAUGGUCACCACAGAUUUCCAGAAGAUCUUCCCCAUGGGAGAUAGGCUGCACAUUGGGCUGGCUGGACUGGCCACUGAUGUUCAGACAGUAGCUCAGAGGCUUAAAUUCAGACUGAACCUGUAUGAGCUGAAGGAGGGUCGCCAAAUCAAGCCCAAGACGUUUAUGAGCAUGGUGUCCAACCUGCUGUACGAGAGGAGGUUUGGGCCAUACUACAUCGAGCCUGUGAUCGCUGGACUAGAUCCCAAAACCUUUGAGCCAUUCAUCUGCUCCUUGGAUUUGAUUGGCUGCCCCAUGGUGACAGAAGACUUUGUUGUAAGCGGCACCUGCUCGGAGCAGAUGUACGGCAUGUGUGAAUCUUUGUGGGAGCCGGACAUGGAACCAGAGGACCUGUUUGAGACCAUCUCCCAGGCAAUGCUGAAUGCGGUUGACAGGGAUGCAGUGUCUGGCAUGGGAGUUGUUGUACAUGUCAUUGAGAAAGACAAGAUCACCACACGAACCCUGAAGGCCAGGAUGGACUAGAGCUUCUGUUUCUCCCCACACUUCACCAAUGCAUAUGUUUUGUAUAAAAAUGAUAAACAGCGCUUGUACUCAUUUUUUUCUUAUUGGUAUUGUUCAAUAAAUGAGUAUAGGUUUAGACAAUGAA